Messenger RNA from Beta vulgaris subsp. vulgaris (sugar beet), 1716 nucleotides. Its product is annotated as stemmadenine O-acetyltransferase. The record is from RefSeq and is a predicted model, not a curated record. Lineage: Eukaryota; Viridiplantae; Streptophyta; Magnoliopsida; Caryophyllales; Amaranthaceae. The transcript has a single exon. Bases 77 to 1450 code for a protein of 457 amino acids.
UUGUAUCCUUGACUCUUGAGUAGAUCUCAAAGUUAGUUUCCUAACAUAAAGCUUUUACAGUUCUUGAAUUGGUAUCAUGUCCUUGAGCAAGAUGAACAUCAAACACAUCACUCAAGAUUUUAUCAAACCCAACAACCCAACUCCUAAUCAUCUUCGUCUUCUACGAGCCUCUUUGUUUGAUCAUGUAAACACUCCCGUCCUUAUGCCCCUUAUCUUCUUUUACUCCCGAACUUAUACUACCAACAUCGGUACUAAUCAAGUCUUGGAUCGACUCAAAGGAUCCCUUCCGACGACGUUAUCGAUAUUCUAUCCACUUGCAGGGCGCGUUCAUAAUGCUAAGCAAAUCGAUUGCAACGAUGAGGGCGUGCCCUAUGUACAAGCAGUGGUGGACUGCCCAUUAAUGGAUAUUGUCUACAAGGCAGAAAUGUCUCAACUCGACAAACUUGUACCCAUCUAUGGCAAAGAAGGGUAUACGAGCUUGUUGUUAGCCAUCCAAGUAAAUGUUUUUGCUUGUGGUGCACUUGCAAUUGGGGUGAAGAUGAGCCAUGCUAUUUCUGAUGCGUUCUCAUUUUUUAUGUUCAUGAAGACAUGGGCAUCUAUUGCAAACGGCAACCACGAUACAGUGCGUUUGAAUCGCCCUUACUUCGAGAUUUCGAAGUUAUUUCCACCCCCAUCGCCUCAAAUAGUAAAUAACGUGGAGGAAGACUCUAACCAAAAUCCUGAUCUUAUACAGACGAGACCAGUGAGCAAAUGGUUUUUGUUUAGUGAAACCAAGUUAGAUGCAAUUAGAACAAAACUAUUUUCUUACACCAACAGUAAUAGUCUUCCUUCCCGGCCCAUGGUUUUAUCGGCUUUCAUUUGGAGCAGAAUCAAGGUAGCUUGUCAUAAUAGUGUUAACAUCAUCCCUAAUGAAGUGUACCAUGCUGUUAAUUUACGUCCUCGAGUGAAUACACCAGAUGAGAAUUCUUACUACUUUGGUAACUUGGUCGUAAAUGCCAUAGUAAACUCGUCUCUGGUGCUAAAUGAUGAUAAUAACAACUCCAUGAACGAGUCUCGAUGGUUGUACAACUUCUUAGCACUAACAAAAGAGUCCAUCGAGAAAAUUAUGAGUGAUGGGUUUAUUAAAGAGAUUCUAGAAGGUAAGGAGGACUUGAGGUUCAUGAUGGAACACUUCGAAAGAGAAAGCAAGGGCGAGAUAAUCUCACUUGGUUUGAGCAAUCUACGAAGUUUGCCAGUAUAUGAGGCUGAUUUCGGGUGGGGGAAGCCGAUAUGGGUGACCAGUGCAACUUUAGUUUUCAAAGAUUUGAUCAUUUUAAUCCCUGCUGGUCCGUCAAGUAACGAUAUAGUUGCUUAUAUUAACUUGAGUAGCGACGACAUGGCUAAACUCGAGAAUGAUGCAAGGUUCAUUGAGCUUACGUCGAAAGCAACUCAAGUUCACAGCAAGAUUUAAUGAUUGAGAAUUUUGUCAUGUUCUUAGAUGUCUAAUUUGUUGGAAUAAUACAUCAAUAUAUUUCUUGAUGAAAAUUCUAAACCAAAUUAUUGACUCUAGUUUGACAGAAAUGAAUUGGGGUACAUGCGGAAGUUUUGAUGGACCCUUCAUAAUAUAAUAAAUUGCAUUUUAUUGAUUACAUCGAGAAGAAUUGUACAACUACAUUUGUGAAAGUCUAUAUCUCUCACUUAUCUGUUGUGACUCUAAGUCAAUGUUAUUUUGAUGAU